UGUAACAAUGGUUACAAUUCGGUUAACAAACAUUGUGAUUUUCCUUAUGUUGUAUAGUGCCAUGAAUAUAAAAGAAUGUUGCUCAAGUCCCUCACUGUUAAACUCGCCACUUGCACAAUUGAAUUUUAAUCAAGAAGAUGCUAAUGGUGUACGUUCCACUAAUAUGAACAUUAAUUUGGCAAUGGACUCUGUAAGCUCCCCAUUAAACUUGAAAAGUAUGAUACGUGAUGAGAUAAUAUCAGUACUAAGGGAUUUCAAUAAGGCUGCGAAUAGUUCAACAGUAGAAAAUUUAGAGGAAAGCCCUAUAGCAACACGUUCUUUAAAAGAUGAUUAUUUUGCUACUCAGUUGAAUGAUAUUUCUACAAAAUUUCACGACAUCCAAAACACGUUGAAAGAUAUUCAGGCCGAGAAUAAAAAAUCUAGUGCAUGUGUUGAACAAGAAAAUAUACAUUUAAGAGAAAAGAAUUACACUUUAGGUGUACACCAUGGCCAGUCAACCAAGACAUUACACAAUCAUACAUCUUAUCCCAAGAACUGCAAAGAUAUUCAAAGAAAUGGCAAUAAUGCAACGGGAAUAUAUGAAAUAUUCCCAAAACGCGCAGAAGCGCCCUUUCCAGUACUGUGCGAUAUGGAAACUAGAGAAGGAGGAUGGACUGUCAUCCAAAAAAGAUUUGACGGCUCACAGGACUUCUAUCUCGAAUGGCGGGAUUAUAAAUUCGGAUUUGGGAAUUUGGAAGGAGAAUUCUGGCUAGGACUGCAGAAUAUGCAUGUACUAACAGAUUUUGAACAAACGCAACUGCUCGUGGAAGUUGUAGAUAGAUCUGGGGUAUCUGCUUAUGCCCAUUACAAUUCUUUUGCAAUAGGACCUGAGCCUGAAGGAUACAAGUUGGAGCGUUUAUCAGGAUAUAGUGGAGACGCAGGGGACUCCUUGAUAUAUCAUCUUGGACAAAAAUUUAGUACGAAAGACUUAGAUUUUUCCAACGGUGCGGUUCCAAAGUUCUUUGGUGCAUGGUGGUACGCCUCCAGUUGUCAAAGCAAUCUCAAUGGAAAAUAUAUAAAUAUCGACCUACCUGAGAACUACAAGUACAAAGGUUUACAUUGGGAUUCAUACAAAGGUGCUCCUUACAGCCAUUCGAAGUCUAGAAUGUUAAUAAAACCCAGUAAUUAAACAACAUGUAUUUGCUUAACGACACCAGUAAUUACAAUCAACAUAAACCUUUUUUCAGAUAAUAAAAUUUUAAACUUUCCGACAAAGCUAGUAGUGUACAGUAAAUUUAAAUUUUAUGCUAGUUUAGAAAUUAUAAUGGUUACUACACUUUUGAAAAUUAAAUAAAGAUCAGUUUUAUAUAUUUCAAACAGAUAAUUUUUUAAGAGGGAAUAUGUUGUGGGAAGUAAAUUAAUUGCCUAGGGAAAUAAAAAAUUUUAAGGAAAGGAACAUGUGUAGGUACUUUUAAAAAUUAACUAUAUUUGACUAUUUUGU
Messenger RNA from Anoplophora glabripennis (Asian longhorned beetle), 1480 nucleotides. Its product is annotated as microfibril-associated glycoprotein 4-like. NCBI's taxonomy places the organism in Eukaryota, Metazoa, Arthropoda, Insecta, Coleoptera, Cerambycidae. The transcript has 7 exons. The record is from RefSeq and is a predicted model, not a curated record. The coding region runs from base 8 to 1168 and encodes 386 amino acids.